AUGACAUGUGCCUCCCGCGGGCCCCUUGGAGCUGCCCUGUCCCUGCUGGAGAUGGGAUGCUCUGGCAGGUUUGAGGUCAUCACACAUCCCCUGGCUGUCAGCCUUUACCUCCACAGAGCACGGUGUGAGCUGCAGGGUGGUGGCUGCAGGGUGUGUGCUGCAGGGUCGGUGCUGCAGGGUCGUGCAGGGUCGGUGUGCUGCAGGGUCGGUGUGCUGCAGGGUCGGUGUGCUGCAGGGUCGGUGAGCUGCAGGGUGAGUGAGCUGCAGGCUCCCCACGGUCUACCUCCCACCAGCCUGAGCCUGGAGAAAGAAGUAGAGAAACAGUUUUUACAGGACCCGGCCUGGCUUCCUAUACAUGACACUGACUUUGCCUUCCAGAAGUUUCUCAAGGUGACUCAGAGAGAAGUUAACGUCGACUCUUUACUCAAAUGCACUCCGUCUACUCUUCACUCCGGUCUCUCUGUCGUCAGAGAUCCAACCACAGGCAUGCUGCUGGACUUCACAGAGGUGUUACUGGAGAACACCGGCAUGUCAGCAAAGAACUCGCUUUCAUUUCAACGACAACCUGGACCUCCGUCAGAGAGCCUCAGAGGAAGCAACACUAACUACCCUUUCCUCCCCGGAGGAAUGGAGGAGCUUAGUCUGGACCAAAUCAAGAAGAAAUCCGAGCUGGAGGAAGACAUCGACUUUGAGAAAGGUGAUCUUAUAAUUUUGAUCUUAGUUCCUCCUGGGUUUAAAGCUGGGAUGGACUUCACUGACAAAAAUGCCAAGCUAGCAAAAGCAGAGGUCAAUCUCAUGUCCCUCCUGUCUACAUUUGAUUACAUCACUGAUCUACAGCCUGAGGAGAAAGAGGAAGAGGAAGCCAAAGGGAGGGAAGACGCACCCAAACUACCAAGAACAAACAGCCUCGAAGAGCUGGGCAUCAAGGACGCCGUGUCAUCCUCUCCCUCAGAGAAAGGAAAAGAGGAGAAAUCAAAGCCAAAAGAAAACUCGGAGGAAAAUAAAAAGUGGGCGAUCCCUGUCAACAUUUCUUCCCCCUGUGAUGAUUUCUAUAAACGCAUCCCCAACCCAGCUUUCAAGUGGCCGUUUGAGUUGGACACGUUCCAGAAGCAGGCUGUGCUCAGGCUGGAGAACCACGACUCUGUGUUUGUGGCCGCGCACACAUCAGCUGGCAAAACAGUGGUGGCCGAGUACGCCAUCGCGCUCUCCCAGAAACACAUGACGAGGACCAUCUACACCUCUCCCAUUAAAGCCCUGUCCAAUCAGAAGUUCAGAGACUUUAAAAACACCUUCAGCGAUGUGGGACUCUUAACAGGAGAUGUCCAGCUCAGCCCUGAAUCUUCAUGUCUCAUCAUGACCACUGAGAUCCUCAGGUCUAUGCUUUACAACGGUUCAGAGGUCAUCAGAGACUUGGAGUGGGUGAUCUUUGACGAGGUUCAUUACAUCAACGAUGCUGAGAGAGGCGUCGUGUGGGAGGAGGUUUUGAUUAUGCUUCCCGAUCACGUCAGUAUCAUCCUCCUGAGCGCCACAGUGCCAAACGCUCUGGAGUUCAGUGAAUGGAUCGGUCGGAUAAAGAAGAAGCACAUUUACGUGAUCAGCACGAUGAAGAGACCCGUGCCUUUGGAGCAUUAUCUGUACACUGGAAACAGCACCAAGACUCAGAAAGAGAUGUUCCUGCUGGUGGACGCUGUGGGCAACUUCCUCACUAAAGGGUACUAUGCAGCUGUCGAUGCAAAGAAGGACCGCACCAGCAAACAUGCCCAAUCAUUUGGAACAAAAAACACAUCUCACAACACCACAGCGAGUCAGGACCGAUCGUGUGGCUCACUCUCCUGCACUUCCUGUCCCAGAGGCAGCAGACGCCCGUCGUCGCUUCACCUUCUCUCGACACGCUGCGACGACAACGCCCGCUCACUCGACUCCAUGGACAUGACCACCUCUGUGGAGAAGGCUGAGAUCCACUCCUUCUUCCAGAAGAGCAUGA
Labrus bergylta (ballan wrasse) is the source of this 1984-nucleotide messenger RNA. The record is from RefSeq and is a predicted model, not a curated record. Lineage: Eukaryota; Metazoa; Chordata; Actinopteri; Labriformes; Labridae.